AGCUACUUGGAGGUUCUUUGUAUGUAAAUAGGGUGUAAAAAAGGCCCUCCCCGUCUUUGUAAUUAAUUGACACGUUAUACCACUCAUCAUGCUCUGAAGCACCAAUGGUAGAGGCUCGGAUCUCCCCAAAACCCACAAUUUCACAUCUGCAAACACUGUCUUCAUCCACUUGACUCCUAAGACCCGCCCACACGUGGCCAACCUUUCGCGUUUUUUAAUGCUUUUUCACUGCAGGUUCAUGUGUUGAGACCAACCUUAUAUGGACUGAUCGGACAAGGUAAUGGCUUAUUUCCCUCUAGCACCCAGCAGUAGCACAAUAUCCAUGAGCCACAUAUAGCACUUCAGCCACUUUGGCAUCCUUCCUGGACUUAAAGAGACUGAAUCCGCUGCUACUACUUGCUUAGGCAAUGGUUAUCCACAGUGGCUGCUUUGACUGUACUUCAGCGUAGAGCGACACUCACUCGUCCUGUUUUCCUGAAAAAUCGCUUCUGCUUUUUGUUGUUUGUUUUCUUUCAAAACAGCGGAUUGUCCGAAAAGCUGGUGCAGCAACUUUCCCUGCAUAUUCCCCCCCACCAGAAUAUGUCGUUGACCAACACAAAGACGGGCUUUUCUGUAAAGGACAUUUUGGACCUUCCUGACACAAAUGACGAAGAAGGAUCUAUCACCGGAGCGGAGGAAGACACAGAGGGAUCGGAGACCACGUCCACGACAAAAACCACUGGAGUUUUGGUGCAAAGUCCUCUAGAAAACGUUCAAAAUCUGCCUUUAAAGAACCCCUUUUAUGACAGUAGUGACAAUCCUUACACACGAUGGCUUGCAACAACGGACAGUAUUCAAUAUUCAUUGUUUCUCCCGUUUCUUGCCGCAGUGCACGGUCUAUCCGCCAGCUCUCAGGACUCCGCCAAGUCCCCGGAGCCUUCUGCGGACGACGAAUCGCCGGACAACGACAAGGAAACUUCCAGCAGCGGCGGGAGCGACUCUGGCAAGAAGCGGAAAAGGAGGGUGUUGUUUUCCAAGGCACAGACCUAUGAGCUGGAGCGCCGCUUCAGACAGCAGAGGUACCUGUCCGCCCCGGAGAGGGAGCACCUGGCCAGCUUGAUCCGCCUCACCCCGACCCAAGUGAAGAUCUGGUUCCAGAACCACCGGUAUAAGAUGAAGAGAGCCCGGGCCGAGAAAGGUAUGGAAGUGACCCAUCUCCCUUCUCCCAGGCGGGUGGCCGUGCCCGUCUUAGUCAGGGAUGGAAAGCCUUGUCACACUCUUAAAGCUCAGGACUUGGCGGCCACUUUUCAGGCCGGGAUCCCCUUUUCGGCAUAUAGUGCCCAGUCACUCCAACACAUGCAGUAUAACGCGCAGUACAGCGCCGCGGCCACGCCACAAUUCCCCACAGCACAUCACUUGGUGCAAACGCAACAGUGGACUUGGUGAGAGAAAUUAUAGAGACUUGGCUUGGAGGCGCGGUAGGGAGUUUCACCACAAAGCAAAGAAAAAAUAAAACACACAAACAAAAGACUUUUCAUUUUUGCAGCUUGACUCAUAUAUAUACUACCAUUUUUAUUCGGGGCUCAUGUGUGCUCCGUGUUUACAUGUUUUCGUUAAGAGAACUGGGUCCAAACCUCUCCCAUAUAGAUUUUAUUAAGAAUGUCAAUGCUCUUCUUGUGAUUUUUUAUUUUUUAUUUUAUUUUUUUGUAAGUAUGUUGUGUGUUGGUUGUAGAGAUGUUUCCUCUUUUUUUUCUUUGUCCCUUCGUGUUAUUAUCAGCACGUACGAACCACUUUAUAAUUAUAGAAAUUUUAAUUUCUUGCUUCUUUUAUGGACCGAAAAAAAUAUUUAUGGCCAUGAAUAAACACUGGCAAGUUUUCAGCUUUUUCCCUUUGGUUUUUAUUUCUUGUAAAUAAUUUUGUGGCAGGUGUUUGCAACGCAGAGCAGUUGCGGGAGUGUGGCGAUGAAGAGGGUUGUGUAGCCUACAUUUCUGAAUCUUUUAAUUAAAAAAAUAAAAUAAGGAGACUGCCGUGUAAAUAAAAACUGUAGCCUCGCGGCGACGGUAAAAUAACCGAUUUUGUUUUUUUAAAUAAAAAAAAAAACAUAAUUUAAAUAAAAUGCGUUGUUUCUGACACCAGGGUCUGGUUUAUAGCCGCCACUGUGAAAAUUCUAUUUUAUUUUAAAAGACACCGGUAAACGUGAUGAUAAAAGGCGAUGAUGAAAACACUUUAUUGUGGCACAGAAUGGAAGUGAGCACGGGAACGGAAAAAAAAAAAAUCUCCAGCGUACUUCAGUUCUUUCUCUUUCAGGCAAAUUUAAUCCCGAAAAUAUUUUUUCUCAAUCCGAACACCUCGCUAAUAAAGAGCCGAAAGUCACUUGUGAAAUGGGACUAAAAUCCACUCACUUACUAUAAGUGGGCUUCUCAACAUAAGAAGCUUUUGAGUGAAAAGCUCUCCUUUUUGUCAGCAUCCCCAACCACCCCCGGCCUUGGUUGUAAAGUGGUAGACUGCGAGGAAAAACAUCGUUUAAUGCAAUAAAUGUUUUGUUAUCUUGUUAAGCGCUAAACUGCAAACAGAGCAGGACGGAUCAAUGACUCACCAGCCUUCUUUGUUUAAUCACGGCAGCGUUCAGCUAAAAUUCACGUGGCUUACAGAGGCUUGAAGGGACUAAUAAAGACAUUUUUUACACGAUCAUAUAACAUUUUGGCAAUCAUAGCCCGCAUUACAAUAUACUUUACGCUAUUAGGCACGGCGUUCUUUACCGUGGGACCAAAACGAGCACAAAUGGCUCCCCAGUGAUCCGCAGAGCGCAUUGCGGAUUAUCAGACUCCAGUCAAUAUCUUGAGUAAAUAUGAUAACCUAGUUGAAAAAAAUCUAUGCAUUUUGUUUGUCCCGGGCCAAAAAAUCUCACAGCAGAUGUUAGAGUCGCCCCUAUCAUCACCGAACAAACAGCUAAAUUGGGCAGAUUUGCUAAUUAUUUACAGAAUUGAGUCUCAGGGGGCUACUGCUUUUGUGGAUGACACAGACUCAAUUUGUCGCUGACAGAAAGGUUUUGUGUUUCGAGCUUCCAGGUCAAAUAAAUCAAACUUUAUUAUUUUAUUUCUUUGUCUUAAAACCCCCAGAAACGUGUGUGUGCGUGUGUUAAAUAAGCAGACGCAGUUAUUAUAGAAACCCGCCACAUGCGAAGAGAAAAAUGACGUGAGUACCAGUGCGUGUUAUGAGAAUUAUAAAGAGAACCGAUAAGAGUCGAUGAUAAAUGAUUGCCUGUCUGUGAUUGGAUUUUAGUGAACUCUGACUGGUUUCUUUCAAAUCAAACUCAAACUGAACAAGUCCCGGAACAAUAACGCAAUUUAAAAACUCAUAAGUGAAAGAAUGACGCUGACAUUUGUGUCAGUUUUUGUCCAACAGAGAAGGCAGCUCUGCGACUCUAUCACUGCGCAACGCAAGUGCACGAGGCAAUAAAAAAAUAAAAAAUAAAAAACAAAAGCCCAGGCCUGGUUUCUGUGGAUGUUAGAGGCGUGCAUGCUAACGAGCAGCAGGAGUGGAGAUGCAGACAGUGUAGAUAGACAGAGUUUCUUGGUGCUGUUCAGAGUCAGGGAGAUGUAUCCUUGGGCUUUUUGUCCUGCCUGUCACUUGGUGCCAUUGUGAUCCUUGCUGCACACGUUGUGUCCCAUAUGGGCAGCUGGGCUCGGAAAAGGAGAAAAGAAUCUCUUACAAGCCCCAAAUUGUAUCAAGCUUUCAAAUAAAGCAUUGUUGUCUCUCAAAGAAAAACGAAUUAAAAAUUCGUGCUAUAUCUAUUCUGGUCAAAAAAGAAGCCCCAUUCACACAUAACAGGGAGUCCUUCUUCCUUGAUAGAGCUAUGCCAACAACAGCCUUCUCAUUUCUCUUUUCCCUCUAUCCUCCCAUUCUCCAACGUGAAAGGCCGAUUAUUGUCUGUCCAAAAAAGUGGCUCGUCAAGGCGCAAAAACUAUUUUUAAUUCUAGACAGUGUUCUUCCUUGUUUGCUGUGCGUGGGCCUGUUUCUAAAAUGAACACAUGGAAAAAUAUUUGACACUGUUUGGCCCCCGUCCUUUUUUAAGGACUUCCGUAUCGAGCGUAAACUUGAGCUACUAUUAAUUAACAAUUUACGGUUAGAUUUCACAGCAGCUCUCCUGACUUUAAAGCCAGUGCCACGCUGCUGUGCAAUAUACGGAUGCAGAACAAAUAAUACACCUGAGUAAUAAUUAAAUGCUGAAGCUGCCAUUUGCACUUUUAUUUUGCUGUGAUCUCUGGAAAAUGCAGAUGUUUUUCCGUGAGGACAAAAACUGGGUUUGUUGGCAGGUGUGUUGUGGACUUUUGCGCAUGAAAGACCGGAACUGAUCCCAUUCAAGUGGUUUCUUUAUUCAUAAAUUGCCUUUACAUUUUCAUAUUUAACAAUAUGAUAUUUAACACUUUUUCGGAACCAUACAAAUCUGCUUUCAGAAAUUAUGCUCACUUGCUAAUAUAAAGUGAUUUAAACCAGCUGGAAGCUCCCUGCGCGUUCAGUCUGGCUCUGUCGUGUUUUCCACAAAACUGAAGUAAAACCUCAAUAGUGUCUUCGUGGAAGCCUUUACGAUAAACUUUUAUGACGAACAGCAUUCUCUUUGCACCCCCGUAUUGCCAUUAACGCACCAGAAAAUUACACUACACCUCUAUCCGCUCAGCAACAGGGUCAGAUUUAUCGGAAAUUGCUUUUGGCUGCUUGAAGGGAUAAAGCAGUACGAUAUUAAAACAAGCAUCUUGGCGUGCAGCAUAGUUCAACCUGCGUGGAUAACUCUAUUAUAUACCUUGGAAUACAAUACUUGAGGAAAUAUGCACUUGGGACACCGUGAAUCUUCGUCAUCCUGCCCAUUUGAACCUCGACAUGAAUCAUUUUUCUAUCACGCACAUCGCCAAAUAAACGAGGAUUUCAAAGCUAUAAUAAGCGGUGCUUUUCAUUUAAAGGAAGCGAUCUGGGUUUUAUUGCCUUAAAGGAGAUCCAGAUUAGAUUCGCCACAGUGCCGAUAUUAAAGAGAAAGGGGAGUGAUGGAGGGAGGGGGAGGGGGAGACGGAGAAGAAAAAACGUUGCGCCAGGUUGCCACAAGAUGGAAGCAGAGGUCUUCAGUUGGCGCCAUGCAGCUCUUACCUGCAAAUGUCGCCUUACUGCAUCUAAUUCCAUCGCUACAAAUUACUGCAGCUAAAUCAUAUUCCAACUGCUGAAAUAAUGCGCCUUUUUUUCUCUUUAAUGAACCAGCAAACUUGACUGUCUUUUAAGUGCAUGAUUGCGGUUUAUGACAUUGUUAUGGAUCUUGAGAGCAUAAUCAUAUCGCUCUUCAAAACAAACUAGGCUCGACGUAAACAGUCCACGGGCAAUUAGCACAGUUUCCAUUUCACAGUCAGAGAGAGGGAACUGGCGGAGAAAUAGUCUGCGUGUCUCCACGGUGUGGCGCAAUUGGAUAGGGGGAGAAACGGGGUGCAGCAGCUCGCAGAUUAAUUCACUCCAGUGAAAGUGAACAAUGGGGGUGAAGUAAGGUUUACCAAAGAAAGUCUGAAUCAAUCAUCGCCUUUUACAACAAAGAAGGCUGUGAGUCAUAGCUGGUCACGCGUGUGAAAAUCUAAAUCUACACCGCUGCUACGUUUUGUGCCAGAAACGCAAAGGAGAGGUGUGUGUUUUUGUUUUUUAAAAAAUAAAAUCAAACAAAAUAAUAACUAUCUACUUGGAGCAUCAAAUAAACUCAGAGAGGGCUGGAUCUGUUUCCUUACGAUCAAAGGAAAAUAAUGAAAAUUAAGCAUCAUAUUUGGUAUCAAGAAUCAAAUCGUUAGCAUUUUGGGUUUUUACAUGUGCAUCACGUCCUGCAGUCACAUAGACUUACUUUCCAAGCUGCAAAAUGCCUGAACACAUCCCUCCAUGUAGAGAACUAUGCAAAGCACUGCAAAAUGGGUCAAAUGACGUCAAAGUAAAAGCUACCAUCUUUAUGCACCUGCUCAGUUCAGCGUCAGUGAGCUUGCAACUGUAGGGGGCCUCAUUGGGUUAGAAACGUUUCGCAGCAGGGGGUGCGGAGAUGCUGAACACGGUGAAGGAGGGUUGAGGGGAGAGGAGAUAAAUUCUUAAUCUGCUUGCAUUGUGACCAGUUUUGACUUUGGAAUAAAAACAGCGGUUUGAAACAAACACACACAGCGCUGAGAGCAGAAACAUAUCAAGACAUCAACACUAGGGCUUCUUCUGUUUGCUGUUUUGGUGUCAGUCGGUGGGCAUGUGAAAGUAACACGGUCAUAUUCGAAUCCACGAGCUGCAUUCAAAUUGGUGCUGUGUGUAUUAGUGUAGGCGGCAGGCUGCUGUGUGAAGCAGACAAAGCCCACAUGACACAUAUACAAGUUGACUCAGCGAGCGUCUGCAGAGUACUGUUCACAUCAGCAGCCCAUCUGCGUGAGAAGAGCCUGGAGAGGUGCGAGCUGCCUAACACAAACACCAGCAUCUAUGACUUACACAAGGAAGAAACCGGAGAGCUGAAGUUUUCUUUGGAGCUCAAAGGGGAAUCCUUCCAUCGUCUCCGAACAGCUCCAGCUUCUGUCACACUGUGUUUAUCUAUAAGAUUAAAUAAAACAGGAUUGUCUUUGUCCACUUUAAUUUGAACUGUACCCAUUUAACAGUCAAGAGUAGUGCUUUUCUAUGAUACACUAAAAGCAAGUAUACGCCUGCAGCGCUCUGUAACAAAUCUAUUUGAUUCACAGCCGAUGAUAAGCUAAAUUCAUAAAAGGCUUGUCAUUGUUCUCACUGAAUGAAGUCACUAUUUGUAGAUGACUUAUCUAAUGUGUCUAAUUAAAGGAAUAAUUGUGAAAAAGCAUUUUAAGUUGCGCACAGUUUACUUUCUGGUGUGAAAGAUUUCUUGAUGUUAAAUUGGCACUCGUGUUUGAACUCCAUUAUUGGGGAAAUAUAUGCUAAAUAUGAACACAGCUUGUGUUAUUGCAAUGACAAACUAUAUGCUUCUACCGUGAGCACAUUAGGAGGGGUGUAACAUAUACUUACCAUUACUUGUUUAGCUCAUUAGCAUGUACACGUAAACAUCAUGGCAUCCAUUGGUUUAACAAGUGGACACCAGCUCUCCAUGCUGCUUCUUACUCUGCAGCGCUUUGACUUGUUAUUGCUUCUCCUUUCUUCCCCCUGACUGCAGUUCUGUUGCACUAUAAAAUCUAUUCGCUUGAGUUUCGUCAUCCAUGUAAGCCCACGGUCACAACCUUCACUUUACUUCUAUAACAGGUUUUUUUUUUUUUUGGUGCUUUUUUCUUUCAUAUUUGUCUGCAUUAGAGGUAUGAAAUGCCAAGACAGGAAAUGUAAACACAGUGACGUUAUUCGGAAAUUUAAUGAUUUUAAGGAAAAUCUAGUCAUUGGAUACGAUCUCUAAGUAAACACUGCAAGACAUCCGCAUGUAUUCAGUUUUCAUUCUUGCCUCCACACGCAAGAGAAAACACGCCACGGUGUUUUGCCGUGGGAGACGCUGAUCGUGCAGUUCUUUAAAAGUGGCAGGUCUGAGUUUAAAGUGCUGCAGAUGACCAGCAGCCAGCUCAGAGUCAUCUCACGGAAAAGGGGCGAGCGUCAAGGUUCUUGACUUUGCUGAAUGUUGAGAUUAAGAAAACAGCAAAGAGAUGAGGAGAGUGACAGGGUGAGUAGAGUGCUCAGAGACUAAAGUUUGGAUUUUUCUUCUCAAAUAAUUUACUCAAUCUAAUCUACUCCACGAACCGAUGUAAAAUCCUAUAAUGUGUAUGAUGAAUUAAAUAAAGGACUGCAAAAAAAUCACGUUGUUUUGUUAAUUUUUGGUAUUUUCUGACGAGUGUGCUUAGGAUCAUAAUGAAAUGAUGAUAAGUGGGAUACAAAUUGAAUUUACCUACCACGACAUGGGUAUGAAACGCAGAUAGUGUAUGUCAUAAUUUUUCUUAAAAUGUUCUAAAGUAUGAAUCAUUAAGUCAUACUGUAGCAGCCAAUGCCUCUGCUUCCAUGAGAGACAAUUACAAAAAAAAAAGGUUGUUGAGUGCCAUUAACAACUAAAUGUGUCUCAAGCAGCAAUGUUUAAUUCAGCCUUCUCCAGCCCUCACUGAUGGGCAAGCUCUGAUGCAUUACUGAAAAAAUAGAUAUAAAAUCAUUCAUCCAUCAUUUUUAGCUGGUGUAAAGUGUAAGGGCAAAGGUCAGGGAAUACGGUGAUUAUUAGUUUUAUACAAUGACCUGCGAGAUCAACUGAGAUUCUUGAGCCUGCCAUUUUAAAUAUGUAGUCACACCACCUUAUUCUAAUGGAAAAGAUGUUUAACAGUCGAGCGCUGGAGCAAAUAUUUCUUCAUCUUUUAUCAACUUAACUUUUUAAAUCGACCUAGUAGCUCUGAUGCUGUGGUAUUAAUGCACUGUACAAGUGAAGGGGCGUUAAGCCCUUUGCAGAAGAAGCAGGAAAAGUAGAUGAUUCAAGUUUCAGUGUCUAUAGUAUGAGUGGACUGUUCAUGCACCCCUUUGGUUUUCCAACCGUGUCUUUUUUUUCUUUCUUUUCUUUUCUUUUCUUAAAAAAAACAAAACAAAAAAAAACAAGACUUAAUUUCACACCAGGUGACUUUUUCUACACAUUAUAUCCAAAUGAUCCAGAGUCCUUAAUUUGUAAAUUAAGGCAACAUCAUUCACAGUCUGUGUACCUGUGCAAUGCCUGUGGGACAAUGCAAAUAUGACACAUUACCUUUUUGUUUCAGAUAUGCUGUAAUUAAUGAUUAAUUAGAUGAGCUGAUCUACAUGCCCAAAUAAAUAUGCAAUAAAAAUACGAUAAAGAUAGGCACUCUUAUUUGGACUUGAAAUCGUUUCAUAGCACCUGCAGGUAAAUUUCAACCCACGGUGAAUGAUAAUGUUCAGAGCCGACUAAGCUCAAAGUCGACUGUCUCUUGCAUCUCUGAGUUCUAUUAAAAGUUGUGCUGCUGUGUUAUGAUAUGCAAAUCACCAUAUGGUCUUAUUUCCCUUUGUCUUCUCUUUCUCAA
This is a messenger RNA of Haplochromis burtoni (Burton's mouthbrooder), 8975 nucleotides long. RefSeq names its product NK2 homeobox 2a (gene nkx2.2a). The record is from RefSeq and is a predicted model, not a curated record. The coding region runs from base 580 to 1425 and encodes 281 amino acids. Gene Ontology annotation, cellular component: nucleus. Lineage: Eukaryota; Metazoa; Chordata; Actinopteri; Cichliformes; Cichlidae. The transcript is spliced from 2 exons. Gene Ontology annotation, molecular function: RNA polymerase II cis-regulatory region sequence-specific DNA binding; DNA-binding transcription factor activity, RNA polymerase II-specific. Gene Ontology annotation, biological process: regulation of transcription by RNA polymerase II; cell differentiation.